CCGCACGUCCGGUGAAUUGCUCAAGUGUGUGGGAUAUCGUGUUAAUCUUAGAAGACUACAGUGAAGCGGCAAUGUCUCGGGAAUCUACCCCACCUCUCCCUGGAGAUAUGUCUACUGGUCCUGUAGCAGAAAGCUGGUGUUAUACACAGGUUAAAGUAGUAAAAUUUUCUUACAUGUGGACCAUUAAUAACUUCAGCUUUUGUCGAGAGGAAAUGGGUGAAGUGUUAAAAAGUUCAACAUUCUCAUCUAGCCCCAGUGACAAAAUGAAAUGGUGCCUGAGGGUAAAUCCAAAGGGAUUAGAUGAUGAAAGUAAAGACUACUUGUCCUUAUAUUUGCUUUUAGUCAGCUGUCCAAAAAGUGAAGUUCGAGCAAAAUUCAAAUUUUCUCUUCUGAAUGCUAAAAGGGAAGAAACGAAAGCAAUGGAAAGCCAAAGAGCAUAUCGAUUUGUGCAAGGGAAGGACUGGGGCUUUAAAAAGUUUAUACGAAGGGAUUUUUUGCUUGAUGAAGCUAAUGGUCUUUUACCAGAUGACAAGCUUACAUUAUUUUGUGAGGUGAGUGUGGUUCAAGAUUCAAUAAAUAUAUCAGGACAUACUAAUACAAAUACUCUGAAGGUGCCUGAUUGUCGACUAGCAGAAGAUUUAGGUAAUCUCUGGGAAAACACAAGAUUUACAGAUUGCAGAUUUUUUGUGAAAGGACAAGAAUUUAAAGCCCAUAAAUCUGUACUUGCAGCUCGAUCACCAGUUUUUAAUGCAAUGUUUGAACAUGAGAUGGAAGAAAGCAAAAAGAAUCAAGUGGAAAUAAAUGACAUAGACCCUGAGGUUUUUAAAGAAAUGAUGAGAUUCAUUUAUACAGGGAAAGCACCAAACCUUGACAAAAUGGCUGACAGCUUGUUGGCAGCUGCAGACAAAUAUGCACUGGAACGGCUGAAGGUCAUGUGUGAAGAAGCUUUGUGUAGUAACCUCUCAGUAGAAAAUGUUGCUGAUACCCUUGUCCUUGCAGAUUUGCACAGUGCAGAACAAUUAAAAGCACAAGCCAUAGACUUUAUUAAUAGGUGCAGUGUACUUCGACAGCUUGGGUGUAAAGAUGGAAAAAACUGGAAUAGCAACCAAGCAACAGACAUAAUGGAAACAUCAGGGUGGAAGUCUAUGAUACAGUCUCACCCUCAUUUAGUAGCAGAAGCCUUCCGAGCACUUGCAUCUGCACAGUGUCCACAGUUUGGCAUUCCACGCAAACGGCUAAAACAGUCUUGAAAUCUUCCAUGAACUAUAGAAAAGUGGAACUGACUUUAACUCCUCCAGGUCCAGAAGGAUUCUAAUACACAAACCAUAAGCAAGAGUUGUUUCUGUUGUCUUGUUCAGAGCAGAAGCUGAAAAGGCAUAUUGCUUGCAUUUCAGGUGGAUAAUUUAUGGUUUAUUCUUCAGCUUUAAAUUAGACUGAUUAUACUCUAAUUCACUUCAAAGCCUUAAAUUAUCUUCAAUGACUUCUCUUGUUCAUAUAAUACUUCAAUUUGUGUGUGUGUGUGUGUGUGUGUGUGUGUGUGUGUGUGUGUGUGUGCGCGCGCCUUGUCAUUUUGACUAAGGCUAUACAGGAUUGCACUAGCUCCGUAAUGCAGUAAUAUUGAUAACCGAAGAUAUUAAGUUUCAAAGCGGUCUUCCAUAAGUUUGAGUAAAGCAAAGUGAGUUUUAUAGGAUUUGUCCUAUGCUAUCUCAAAGUUCAAAACUAGGUUCUCCUUAAAAGCACUUGCAUUGGAGAUCACUGGUAAAGUCUCCAGUCUAAGUUCUGUCAGUACAAGAGAGCAUCUUUACCUUCAAGGAAAAUUACAGCAAUACAAUGCUUCAAUUCUAAUUUAUUACUCAUUUCAGAGGGCAUAUAUGCAAUGAGAAGCCAAAUUUUAGUAAAAUGUCUCGUAUUUGUAUGUCCAAUUAACUAAAUGUAUAACAAACUUUUGCUUGUGUUUUGUUGUGGCUUUAUUGAAGUUUAUGAUGAUUGAGAACUGAUUGAGGUUUAAAAUUUCAUAAGAAAGCAUGUUUGUGCCGAAUUAAUUUUUUAAUUUAUAAUGAACUGCUUACAUGAAGAAUUCUAUACAUGUUAAAAGUAAGGAUGACCAAAUAUAAAUUUAAUAAGAGGGCCAAUUAAGAAAGAUAAAUAUGCACUUUUAAUGUUUUGACUUUUGUAUGCUGAAUGGUACAUAUAUUUUUUGCCUUUUAGGGAAUUAAUAAGGUAAAAAUUAAUUGUGUCUUAACUUUUGAAAGAAUUUUUUAAGAUAAAUGGAGGCAACUGGGGAGUUUGUGAUAAUAGGUAAGAAGGAUUUAAAUUGGUUUGAAUUUCAGAUUUUCAAUAUUAAACUUUGGAGAAAAUACCUGAACAUUAAAUAAAUCCUGUACAGUUUACACUCCUAAAUACAGUGAACUCAUCUAUAUGCAGAGUAAAGGAGAGAAUGUAUUUUCUCAGUCAGAAACAUGUUAGGCUGCACUCUGUAAGCCCUAUUUUUAGAUUAAGAGUUUUUGUUGCUUUGUUUUGUUUUGCCCUUACCCUUCUUUCUUUUUCAGUUUACCAUACUAACAUUGUGUAUAAUUGAAAGUCUGCAUCAUGCGAUCAGGAUAAACUAUGAACUAUUUUUUAUGGCCAGUUCUUUAUUACAAUGGAAUUUUAGCUUCAAACACAUACACAUAUUAAAUAUUUGGUGACUGUUUAGACCUUGACAUUUGUGAUUCAUUGUUCAGAAGAAACAGGAUUUAUCAGCUAUCAAGUCACUGUAGCUGAUUUUCUGUAACAGCCACAGUAUACUUCUUAGGCAAGAUUUGUGUAUUUGAUCACAAGGUGUAAAGUGUGUCUUUGGGGAGAAAAAAAAUGCAUAUAUGUAUAUAUGUGUGUAUAUAUACAUGUAUGUGUAUAUUUGCAUAUGUAAUUUUAUUCUCCAGAUUAAAUUUUGUGUUAAUUUAUUGUCUUUGAAUAUACAACAAAAGGAGAAAAAACUGAGCUCGAGAUUUUAAAAUAGAUUUUUAUUUUUACUAUCUCUUUGCUACGUAUUCACCAAAGCAAUCCUAAUAUAGCAGGAGUGAUUUGUAUUUGCAUUGAAAGGACUGGAAAUAAUUGUAAUCUAUAUAGAGUAUGAGAAGAUAUUUUCAGAUACCUUCAUUUCUUUAUGAAUAAUUUUUAAAUUGGAAGAACCUCUUAGGGAUAAGCGCAAAAUUACAUGAGUGAAAUCUCUUUCACAGAAGAGUAUUUAAGGGUGCAAAACUUCCUUAAUUUCACCCUAAGCUUUAACAUAUUUAAUUUUACAGUGUACAAUUUCAGAUAUCCACACAUAAAUACAUACACAUUUAGAUUUUAAUUUAAGAUGUUACCAGAAUCUUACCAAAAAAAAAAAAGGUGACCUAUCUCAGGUUACAGAAUUUUGUUGUCACACAUCAAAAAAAUGCUGGUGUAUCCAUUAUCAGAUGUGCACGGGUAUAUUGUAAAUUCAUUGCUGGACUCUACAUUUCUAACUAUAGUGACUUCAUUAAUUACACCAUACAAUAAAAACUUCAGCAUCCUAUUCUGUACUUUAUUGUUUAUUUCAGAUCUCUCAAAGAUUUUGUUUCUUAACUCAUUUUAUGCCAAAAAAGUCAAAUACUGUGUUAUUAGAGUAGAAACAUUUAUAGAAAUGUUCACUUUUUCAGAUAACACAAUGCCUAACAAUCAUAUUUAGUAUUUUUGGUUUUGGUAUUGGAAAUAAAUUGUGUUAACAGUAGA
Sorex fumeus (smoky shrew) is the source of this 3735-nucleotide messenger RNA. RefSeq names its product speckle type BTB/POZ protein like (gene SPOPL). Gene Ontology annotation, cellular component: cytoplasm; nucleus. Bases 72 to 1250 code for a protein of 392 amino acids. The record is from RefSeq and is a predicted model, not a curated record. Gene Ontology annotation, molecular function: ubiquitin protein ligase binding. Gene Ontology annotation, biological process: proteasome-mediated ubiquitin-dependent protein catabolic process; regulation of proteolysis. NCBI's taxonomy places the organism in Eukaryota, Metazoa, Chordata, Mammalia, Eulipotyphla, Soricidae. The transcript is spliced from 11 exons.